Molecule: messenger RNA, 1545 nt
Organism: Sorghum bicolor (sorghum)
Lineage: Eukaryota; Viridiplantae; Streptophyta; Magnoliopsida; Poales; Poaceae
Product: probable carboxylesterase 18
Exons: 2
Coding region: 1-1404 (467 amino acids)
Molecular function (GO): hydrolase activity
Source: RefSeq, a predicted model, not a curated record
AUGGCAGGCUUGGGAGCCCUGCCUUUCUUGCUGGCGCUCGGCGCUGCAUCAAGGCACCGACGCGCCAGUGCCUCUGUAGUCUGUCGACGACUUCAAUUUGCCGCGCCGAUCACAUGGGCAUUCCCUCCGUUGCCGUUUCCGAAAGGACUGGCCCCCGCGUGGCCACGUCGCUCGCCACACCAACAGUUCCGUCUCAUCUCAUCACUCAUCACCUGCCCACACGAGCACGACACCCGAGCUGUCAGCCGUGCAACGCCGCCAUAUAUCGCGCGUCCAACUCCAGGGCGACACCGAUCCAGCAAAGAUACCGAGCAGAGCAAAGAAACGGAAGCCAUGGCCAGCGACAGCAGCAGCAACCAAGCAGGAGCAGCAGCCAAGCCCAAGCCCAAGCCGCCGCCGCUGCCGCUCUCGGUGCGGCUCCAGCUGACCGGGCUGACGGUGGCCAUCGACGCCGUGGAGCGGCGCGACGGGACGGUGAACCGGUGCCUGUACGGCGUGAUCGACCGGCUCCUGAGCGCGCGCGCCAACCCAAAGCCGGACGCGUCCGGGGUGCGGUCCUUGGACUUCACCAUGGACGCGUCCCGGGGCAUGUGGGCGCGCGUCUUCGCCCCGGCCACGGCGGACCGUCCGCUGCCCGUCGUCGUCUACUACCACGGCGGCGGCUUCGCGCUCUUCUCCCCGGCCAUCGGGCCCUUCAACGGCGUGUGCCGCCGCCUCUGCGCCGCGCUCGACGCCGUCGUGGUGUCCGUCAACUACCGCCUGGCGCCCGAGCACCGGUGGCCCGCCGCCUACGACGACGGCGUCGACGCGCUGCGGUUCCUCGACGCCCGCGGCGGCGUCCCGGGGCUGGACGACGACGUGCCCGUCGACCUCGGCAGCUGCUUCCUGGCCGGGGAGAGCGCGGGCGGCAACAUCGUGCACCACGUCGCCAACCGCUGGGCCGCCGCGUGGCAGCCGUCCGCACGGACGCUCCGCGUCGCGGGCGUCUUCCCCGUGCAGCCCUACUUCGGCGGCGUGGAGCGCACGCCGUCGGAGCUGGCGCUGGAGGGCGUCGCGCCCGUGGUGAACCUCCGGCGCUCCGACUUCUCGUGGACCGCGUUCCUCCCCGUCGGCGCCACCCGCGACCACCCCGCCGCGCACGUCACCGACGACAACGCCGACCUCGCCGAGCAGUUCCCGCCAGCCAUGGUCAUCAUCGGCGACUUCGACCCGCUCAUGGACUGGCAGAGACGGUACGCCGACGUGCUGCGCCGGAAGGGGAAGGAGGUGGUGGUGGCGGAGUACCCCGGCAUGUUCCACGGCUUCUACGGCUUCCCUGAGCUCCCCGAGGCCACCAAGGUGCUGCAGGACAUGAAGGCCUUCGUCGACAGCCACAGGGCCACGCCCAAGCUCGCCGACGCGUGAUGCACGAACAGACCAACUCUUUUCCCUCCAUUCUAGUGUCGUGUUGGUUGGUUCAUCACUUCAUCUUAUCUGCUGUCAACCCAAUUAUACUGUAUGAAAUCGCUCAUGUCAAAACUCCAACCAAAGCGCUGUGUUACCUUA